Messenger RNA from Heterocephalus glaber (naked mole-rat), 5300 nucleotides. NCBI's taxonomy places the organism in Eukaryota, Metazoa, Chordata, Mammalia, Rodentia, Bathyergidae. The record is from RefSeq and is a predicted model, not a curated record.
AUCCCGGCUGUCCUCGGGGGCGGGGCCCUCAUUCUCGCCCCCCAUCUUACCCUCUCCCCCCAACCCCAGCCACCCCGGCUGCCCAGCUCCUCUCCUCUGUCCGCCUUUCCAUCCCUCCAUCAGUCUGUCCCUGCGAAGAGGGGGAGGGGGGUACCUGAACCAGCAAGCAGCCCCUCCCUCCCCCGUCCUGCGUCUCCCGCCCCUCUCUUGGGCUGGGGGGAGGUCAGGGUCGUGCGGGUCCCCAUGGCCGGGGGCUGAGGGCCCGCCCCCUCCUCCCCAGCCGCCACCACCUCCACCUCCCUUCCAUCCUCGACAAGAUGCCUGCCCCAGGCGCCCUCAUCCUCCUCGCGGCCGUCUCCGCCUCCGGCUGCCUGGCGUCUCCGGCCCAUCCCGAUGGAUUCGCCUUAGGCCGGGCCCCUCUGGCCCCUCCCUACGCUGUGGUCCUCAUUUCCUGCUCUGGCCUAUUGGCCUUCAUCUUCCUCCUCCUCACCUGUCUGUGCUGCAAAAGGGGUGAUGUCGGUUUCAAGGAGUUUGAGAACCCUGAAGGGGAGGACUGCUCCGGGGAGUACACGCCCCCUGCGGAGGAGACCUCCUCCUCACAGUCGCUGCCGGAUGUCUACAUCCUCCCGCUGGCUGAGGUCUCCCUGCCAAUGCCUGCCCCGCAGCCUUCACACUCAGCCGACAGCACCUCAGCUACCUGCAAGAGAUCGGGAGUGGCUGGUUUGGGAAGCCUCCCCGUCCACCUCCCCAGCACCCACCCACCACCUCCCCCGCAUCUGUCGGUCAGCGCCUCUCUCCUCAUUCCAUUGACCACUCCGCCUUGCCAUCCGGCUCUCCACGCGUCCGUCCGUCUGUCCAUCCUUCCAUCCGUCCUGCGUCCAUCGGACUCUGGGCCCGUGAUCCUGGGAGAGAUCUUCUCCGACUACACCCCGGCCCAGGUGGUGGUGAAGGAGCUCCGGGCCAGUGCCGGGCCACUGGAGCAGCGGAAGUUCAUCUCGGAAGCCCAGCCUUACAGGAGCCUGCAGCACCCCAACGUCCUCCAGUGCCUGGGCCUGUGUGUGGAGACGCUGCCUUUCCUGCUGAUUAUGGAGUUCUGCCAGCUGGGGGACCUGAAGCGGUACCUCCGGGCCCAGCGGCCCCCCGAGGGCCUGUCCCCCGAACUGCCCCCGCGCGACCUGCGGACACUGCAGAGGAUGGGCCUGGAGAUCGCCCGGGGCCUGGCGCACCUGCACUCGCACAAUUACGUGCACAGUGACCUGGCCCUGCGUAACUGCCUGCUGACUUCUGACCUCACGGUGCGCAUCGGAGACUAUGGGCUGGCGCACAGCAACUAUAAGGAGGAUUACUACCUGACCCCCGAGCGCCUGUGGAUCCCGCUGCGCUGGGCAGCGCCCGAGCUCCUCGGGGAGCUGCACGGCACCUUCAUGGUGGUGGACCAGAGCCGCGAGAGCAACAUCUGGUCUUUGGGGGUGACCCUGUGGGAGCUGUUUGAGUUUGGGGCACAGCCCUACCGCCACUUGUCAGAUGAGGAGGUCCUUGCCUUUGUUGUCCGACAGCAGCACGUCAAGCUGGCCCGGCCAAGGCUCAAGCUGCCCUACGGGGACUACUGGUAUGACAUCCUGCAGUCCUGCUGGCGGCCCCCGGCCCAGCGCCCCUCGGCCUCCGACCUCCAACUGCAGCUCACCUACCUGCUCUCGGAGCGGCCCCCCAGACCCCCACCCCCGCCGCCCCCACCCCGAGAUGGUCCCUUCCCCUGGCCCUGGCCUCCAUCACACAGUGCGCCACGCCCGGGGACCCUCUCCUCUCCAUUCCCCCUUCUGGAUGGCUUCCCCGGGGCGGACCCAGAUGAUGUGCUCACAGUCACCGAGAGCAGCCGUGGCCUCAACCUGGAGUGCCUCUGGGAGAAGGCCCGGCGUGGGGCCGGCCGGGGUGGGGGGGCACCUGCCUGGCAGCCAGCAUCGGCGCCCCCAGCCCCCCACGCCAACCCCUCCAACCCUUUCUACGAGGCGCUGUCCACGCCCAGCGUGCUGCCGGUCAUCAGCGCCCGCAGCCCCUCGGUCAGCAGCGAGUACUACAUCCGCCUCGAGGAGCAUGGCUCUCCGCCCGAGCCCCUCUUCCCCAACGACUGGGACCCCCUGGACCCAGGCCUGCCUGCUGCUCAAGCCCCCCAGGCCCCCUCCGAGGUCCCUCAGCUGGUGUCCGAGACCUGGGCCUCCCCCCUCUUCCCUGCGCCCCGGCCCUUCCCAGCCCAGUCCUCAGCAUCUGGCAGCUUCCUGCUGAGCGGCUGGGACCCCGAGGGCCGGGGCGCUGGGGAGACCCUGGCAGGAGACCCCGCCGAGGUUCUGGGGGAGCGGGGUACUGCUCCGUGGGCCGAAGAAGAGGAGGAGGAAGAGGGCAGCUCCCCAGGGGAGGACAGCAGCAGCCUCGGGGUAGGGCCCAGCCACCGGGGGCCCCUGCCCUGUCCCCUGUGCAGCCGAGAGGGGCCCUGCUCCUGCCUGCCACUGGAGCGGGGGGACGCUGUGGCCGGCUGGGGGGGCCACCCUGCCCUUGGCUGUCCCCACCCCCCAGAGGACGACUCAUCCCUGCGGGCAGAGCGGGGCUCCCUGGCCGACUUGCCCUUGGCCCCCCCCGCAUCAGCUCCCCCCGAGUUUCUGGACCCCCUCAUGGGGGCCGCAGCACCCCAGUACCCCGGGCGGGGACCACCUCCCGCUCCUCCGCCCCCACCGCCACCUCCCCGGGCAUCCGCAGAACCAGCCGUGACUCCCGACCCCCCAUCGGCCGUGGCCAGUCCAGGCUCAGGCCUGUCGUCUCCGGGCCCCAAGCCGGGGGACAGCGGCUACGAGACCGAGACCCCUUUUUCCCCCGAGGGAGCCUUCCCAGGUGGGGAGGCAGCCGAGGAGGAAGGGGUCCCUCGGCCUCGGGCUCCCCCCGAGCCACCCGACCCAGGAGCGCCCCGGCCACCCCCAGACCCGGGUCCCCUCCUACUCCCAGGGACCCGGGAGAAGCCAACCUUCGUAGUUCAAGUGAGCACCGAGCAGCUGCUGAUGUCCCUGCGAGAAGAUGUGACAAGGAACCUCCUAGGGGACAAGGGGGCGACACCCCGGGAAACAGGACUCAGGAAGGCGGGGAGAGGCCCCGGGAACAGAGAGAAAGUCCUGGGCCUGAACAGGGACCUGCCAGUCCUGGGCAGCGGGAAGAAAGCCCCAAGCCUAAGCCUACCCGUGAACGGGGUGACAGUGUUGGGGAACGGGGCCCAGAGAGCCCCGGACAUCGAGGAGAAGCCUGCAGAGAACGGGGGCCUGGGGUCCCCAGAGAGAGAAGUGAAAGUGCUGUCGAAUGGGGAGCUGACACCUCCAAGGAGGGAGGAGAAGGCCUUGGAGAAUGGGGGGCCGAGGUCCCCAGAGGCCGGGGAGAAGGUUCUGGCGAAUGGGGGGCCGAUACCCCCCGGGAUCGAGGAGAAGGUCUCAGAGAAUGGGCUCCUGAGGUUCCCCAGGAACACGGAGAGGCUGACAGAGACUGGGCCUUGGAGAGCCCCAGGGCCCCGGGAGAAGACGCCCGAGAGUGGGGAGCCAGCCCCCGAGACCCCGCUGGAGAGAGCCCCUGUGCCCAGCGAGGUGGCCCUGCUCCAGAACGGCUUGGAGACAGCUCCUGGCCCCCUUGGCCCAGCCCCCAAGAUCGGGAUGCUGGACCCCGGGAAAGAGAGGAGAGCCCACGAGACUGGGGGGGUGCCGAGAGCCCCCGGGGCUGGGAGGCUGGACCUCGGGAGUGGGGGCCGAGCCCCAGUGGGCAUGGGGAUGGCCCCCGGCGGCGGCCUCGGAAGCGGCGUGGACGCAAAGGUCGGAUGGGUAGACAGCAAGAAGCCACAGCCGCUGCCACCGCUACCACCCCCGGAAGCCCACCCGAGGAGGCCAGAGCCAGUGUCCCCGAGGGUCAGGCCCGAGGUGGCCCCCGAGGGAGAGCCCGGGGUCCCAGACAGCAGAGCCGGCGGAGACACGGCACUCAGCGGAGACGGGGACCCCUCCAAGCCCGAGAGGAAGGGCCCCGAGAUGCCACGGCUGUUCUUGGACUUGGGACCCCCACAGGGGAACAGCGAGCAGAUCAAAGCCAAGCUCUCGCGCCUGUCGCUGGCGCUGCCGCCGCUCACGCUCUCGCCGUUCCCGGGCCCGGGCCCGCGGCGGCCCCCAUGGGAGGGCGCGGACGCCGGGGCGGCUGGCGGGGAGGCCGGCGGGGCGGGGUCGUCGGGGCCGGCGGAGGAGGACGGGGAGGACGAGGACGAGGACGAGGAGGAGGAGGACGCGGCGGCGGGGCCGCGGGGCCCCGAGAGGACGCGGGCAGCCCCGGUGCCCGUCGUGGUGAGCAGCGGCGACGCGGACGCGGCCCGCCCGCUGCGGGGGCUGCUCAAGUCUCCGCGCGGGGCCGACGAGCCAGAGGACAGCGAGCUGGAGAGGAAGCGCAAGAUGGUCUCCUUCCACGGGGACGUGACCGUCUACCUCUUCGACCAGGAGACGCCAACCAACGAGCUGAGCGUCCAGGGGCCCCCCGAGGGGGACACGGACCCGUCAACGCCCCCAGCGCCCCCGACGCCUCCCCACCCCGCCACCCCCGGAGAUGGGUUUCCCAGCAACGACAGCGGCUUUGGAGGCAGUUUCGAGUGGGCGGAGGAUUUCCCCCUCCUCCCCCCGCCAGGGCCCCCCCUGUGCUUCUCCCGCUUCUCCGUCUCGCCUGCGCUGGAGACCCCGGGGCCCCCCGCCCGGGCCCCCGACGCCCGGUCCGCAGGCCCCGUGGAGAAUUGAUUCCCCAAAGACCUGACCCCCCUGCACCCCCUGAAGAGGGGCUGAGAGUAGAAUCCUCUGUGGAUGACGGAGCCACUGCCACCACUGCAGAUGCCACCACCACCGCCUCCGGGGAGGCUCCCGAGGGUGGGUCCUCCCCCUCCCCCUCCCCCUCCUCCACCACGUGCCAAACAGGAGGCCCUGGCCCUCCACCCCCCAGCCCCCCAGACAGCUCCCCAGACCCCCCAGACCCCCUUGGUGCCAAAUGAGGCAAGAAGCCCUUCGCCCUUCCUGGAGAGCCGCUUUCUCAGAACUGAACUGAACUCUUUGGGCCUGGAGCCCCGGGCACAGUGGAGGCCCCUUCUCACUCACUCCCGCCCCGAACAGGGGCGGCAGGCUUCGGGGACCUGGACUCCAUCUCCAUCUCCCUUGCCCUUCCCAGCCCGGCCCCCAGAGGGGCCUCUGGUUCAACCUUCGCGUGGCAUUUUCACAUUAUUUAAAAAAGACAAAAACAACUUUUUGGAGGAA